Messenger RNA from Spizellomyces punctatus DAOM BR117, 4153 nucleotides. RefSeq lists its product as uncharacterized. The transcript is spliced from 6 exons. The record is from RefSeq and is a predicted model, not a curated record. Lineage: Eukaryota; Fungi; Chytridiomycota; Chytridiomycetes; Spizellomycetales; Spizellomycetaceae. Bases 140 to 3967 code for a protein of 1275 amino acids.
GUCAGCGUUUUUCAAGAGCAUUUUAAACAUUUCUUUUUCACGGUGGACGUUUUCGUCUGUUUUGGAGAGGGUUACAAACCCACUUGGCUCUUGGGAACUUACCUAGGCAGCAUUGGUUGCGGCCGUUGCUUCCGUCAGGAUGCCCUUUUGGAGUAGGAACAAGAAGAGGAGAGCGAGGACGCCUCCUCCUAACCUGCAAACGCCGCCUGGACAGCACCACUCUCCUUCCGCACUGUCCUUCUUUGGCUUUAGAAAGCGGAGUCCUUCGCCGUUUACCGCACUCCGUUCUCGUGAUUCUCCCUCGUCUCCAGAGUCUGGUGGACAUGGAGGCAGUGCCAGAGAUCUACCCUACCACCCACACCACUACAGCGAGGGAUUCCUUUCUCCACCAGACCGGCGCUUUAACUUUGAAUUAGAAUAUGAUAGAGCGGCCGCCGAAGCUGCUUCUGACAAGCGUGCUCCUCGGGUACCCUCAAAGGCCCAUGAGAGCGUGUCAAACAAGCCGGCAACGACACCGGUCGUCGUUGUCACGUCAACAGGACCGUCGUGCGUAAUACAGUGCGAUCGUCACAAGACUGUGCAGUGGGCGUUAGAGAAGGCUAGUACAUUGCUUCCAAAGGACCACUCGGAGUUGGUGGAGGCUAGAGGACCUGAUGGGAAGAAGGCUCUGGGAAGCGAGAGAGUUUUGGAUUUUUGUGGAGUCAAUAAAAUUCUCGUAGUUACAGUGGCGACUCCCGAAUUCAAUCGACGUGCUAGUGUAGACUCGCCUGGUGGAUAUAUAAGCGCCCGGGACGGUCGCGAAGCUUUUGAUUUUGAAGAUUUGCGACGCAGCUCAAAAUUGGAUCGAGAGGAGCGUCAUUCGAGACGGCUUGCCUUGGUCGGAUCGAAGGGCCGUCGGGAUGCGGACGUCUCUUCGCGAACCCUUUUACCAGAGUCGCGCGAACAAAGUUUCGAUGCUGGCAUCGAGGCUGACAUUCUUGCAGGCCAUCCUUCGCGUAUGCCCAGACCUGUCAGUCCCAGGUUCGAUCGUGCUGCUACCCCCUCUCCUCUACCGUUUGAAGGACGUCGCUCAAGUAGGGACGAACGUGCAAGCCGGCCUAGUCGUGAUGACUAUGCUGAAAGGCGCGGCAGCAGAAAUAGCAGGGAGGAAAGGUCAAGUAGAGAUAGUCAAGAUGACCGAGCAAGUCGCACUAGUCGAGAUGAGAGCAGAAGCAGUCGCGAGUUUGGUCGAGCGCGUUCUCCUGUUCGGUCAUCCUCUCGUCUUUCGGGACUUGACAGUGUCAUGGAGGACUUGGCGAAAAUGGCUGAUCAUGAAGGGGGUUGGGUUUCUGCUGUGAGCCCAAAUCAACGUAUCAGCCAUGGAGAUCCUUCUUCAGGUCGUGCUGGUCGUGUAUUAGAGGACCAGAAAAUGGUGCAUGAAGCCGAGAGCUACUCCUCUCUGGCUGCACCAGCUGCCGAGGUAAGCGGCUCACAGCGAUCCCAAUCCCCGCUCCCGAGGCUCCUUACGCAGCCGUUGCGAAGAUCUCCAUCUGAGUCAUCAUCUUUGCUUGCGCAGGAGAGCCCUGUCUCUAGGAAUCCGCUGAAUCGGCACGACGUUGAUCGACGCUUGACGGAGAUUUUGACCUCUGUUGGAAUGGAGAUCGAUGAUGCCCUGAACGAAUUAUCCCUUGGAGAUGAACGCACAGACUCAGAACCACCCUCCCCACCGCCAACAUCUCCCGUUGAUGAGCUUCCGGACUUUGAUGAUGUGUCGGAUGAUAGCUCGUCGCGACGCUCUGUUCGAAAAUCCCGCCGCUUGACGCGAAUAUCGCGUGCAUCGGCUCUCGAUAUUUUUGCAGCGUUAGAGCAACAAGCGAAGGAAGAGCCUACACCGGACCUAGAUACUCCCAUGCUUGCCCUACCGGUUUCCGAUACCGCUUCCCGGAGAGUGAGUCGCAUUUCGCGAGCUUCCGCGCUUGACAUGUUCUCCAGUAUGCGCAGCUCGAGCAGGUCAGAUGAUGGGGAAGACGAAGGAUAUGAACAAGUGGAACGAGAAGAACUAAUAGAUGCGGAACCUCGCUUGUCUUCCGUUGAUGUACCUAAUCCUACACCAGCACCAGCUCCGCCACCUCCUCCAUCUGAUAGUGUUGUUCCGUCUGCAUUGGUUACAACAGCCCCAGCUGCCCCAACGCUGCCAGUGACGAGUACGGAGGCAAAAGCGGGGCCACCUCCACCACCACCGCUCCCACCGGUGAUGGUUUUCGAAGAGUCAGCAAUUCCUCCUCCACCUCCACCUCCACCUGUGAUGACUUUUGAACCCUCCGCGAUCCCGCCGCCGCCGCCCCCACCACCUGUCAUGGUUUUUGAAGACUCUUCAAUACCGCCCCCACCACCACCACCACCUGUCAUGGUGUUUGAAAACUCGCCAAUUCCGCCCCCUCCUCCACCACCUCCGCCCAUGAUAUUUGAGAAUGCCGGCAGCAUACCUCCACCGCCGCCGCCUCCACCGCCCCCUCCUCCAGCUCUUGGGAUCCCUCCGCCACCUCCUCCUCCACCUCCACCUCCCGGUGCAGGCCCCCCACCACCACCCCCGCCCCCUCCACCAGGCGGUGGGCCACCACCUCCACCACCGCCGCCAUCAACAGCUGCGCCCGCAUCCGCAGGAGACCUUCAAUCUGCAUUUUUGGCAGAGCUGCGAGAUCCUAAUAGAAGAAAAAAGCUUCGGAAGGUCAAAGUACCAGAGAGACCUCCUCCAUCGGAAGCGGACAAAGCAGCGCAGGAGGCAAAGCAGAAGGAAGCGGAGAAGGGUAAUGACGAAGCGGAGCGGCAGGAGCUGUAUAUUGAGCUUCUAGGCUACAUGGAAGCACCGAAUGGGAAUAUUGAGGAGCUCUCAGACAAAGCAAAGACUCAAACGAAUUUAGUGCGAAGCUUUGUGUUCACUUUAAUCCGCAAGGGAUGGGUCCGUGGGUAUCGGGUCACUGACAAUCUGCCAGAGGAAAAGGAGACCAAGGGCCCCAAAGGGAAGUCCAAAGGUCGCGCGCCAUUGAAGGUGUGGCUGGGACGAGAGGGCAUGAUGUGCAUCGAGCUGGAAGAUUUAACGGGCGAAGAGCUGGUUGCCAAAGUUGGUGGCGAGAAAGCAGACCCACUUUCUAUGCCAAAUGAUGAUGGAAAUGUGGUCAAACGCAAAGGCGAAGUGGCCCGUGUAUACAUGUAUCGAUUUGACGAGAAGUCAAAGCAACACGUCUUGGAUGAAGUCGCGCUGGUCGCCACAGGAUCGUUCCCCAAAAAAACCAAGCGCUUUGAUGACCCCGAACCACCCCAGGACUCGAGCUUGCAUAAUAGACGGAAAUGGGAAGCGUGGAAUGAAAAGAAACUUCAGUACCUGCAGAGUGACUGGCCGCAAUUUGAGUUGAUUUUCAACAAACUGAUGGCUACAUCGUCUAUUGUACAGUCCAUUCACCAUCAGCUCCAUCAAACACUUGCUGAAAUGCGGGCUAUGGGUGAAGCCAUGCAUGACACAUUUGCAGCGUUCCCUGUGACGCAAGUGCGCCGAAUCGUAGAGUCCAUACCGGGGCGGAUCAAGGAAGUUGCAAAGAAGCUUCAGAAGCAGACUGGCAUCAUCAUUCGCGAUGAGUCUUUGAAGUUGACUCCGGAAUUCCUGCGCUUGAUGAAUUUGGCACCUGAUGGUACUGAUAAGCAAGACACGGCGACUGGUCCUGGCAUUGGCGGGGCUCCGAUAUCCGAAACGCCAUCUAACCCAAUGGCGCGACCUGCCACCUUAGUUCAUUCCCAGACUGCCCCGUCCUUGUCCACUGCGGCUGAACCAAACGCGACAGGUGAACAGUCGGGGAGUGCGAAUAUGCUCAAUCCAAAGGGCAUGAUUACGAUGGCGGGACUUCCCUUUGACGUCCUUCUCCCGUUGUUGAAGAAGUCCUUCAACAAGCAGGAGAUUGGCGAUGACAGGUUGUCGAGGCGUUUGACGCUAUAACCCUAUUUCGUGUGUGCUUUAUCUGUGAGGUUUAUUAGAUGGAACGUUUUUUGGGCUCUAGAACUGCAAUUGCUAUUGCCACAUAGACUUUUUUCUUUUUGUUACAUACUAUUGUUUCAUCAUUUUUAAAUAAUACUGUGCUAAUCGGGGUGUUUCGUACUUUCGAACCUUCUUCUUCAAGCACCC